UUGACUCGCGCCAAGCAACCAAUGGAAUUUCGUGUUACAAGACAAGUAAAGAGAACGUUUUCAUUGCUAUGUUCGAUAAAAAAUAACAAAGUUACCGUUUCGAAAAGUAUCUUUGAGAUGACCGAGAAACCAACCGAAAAUAACCACGAGAAAGUUUUGCAGGAGUUGGAUGCUUUUAUAACAGAAACGAAGAUCCUUGUUGAAAAAGUUAUGAAUAUGCGCAUUCAAUGUAUGGAAGCACAAAUGAUAUUGCUCAGAUUAUUUGAUCCCAAGUGCAUUAAGAUUUUGGAAAUUUCAAAUGAAAUGUCUUUGAGAUCAACAAAGCAAGUUGAAAGAAACAAACGAAUGAAAAUUAAACGGUUGAAUAUCACUAAAAUUGAUGAAGUUCGUUUUCAACCAGAAUUAGAAACUACAGACUUAAAUUUGGAAAAUAAUAAGCGGAUGAUGGGUUAAUAAGUCAUUGAACUAUUUUUGAGAUUUGUAA
Phymastichus coffea is the source of this 484-nucleotide messenger RNA. RefSeq lists its product as uncharacterized. The coding region runs from base 22 to 453 and encodes 143 amino acids. The record is from RefSeq and is a predicted model, not a curated record. The transcript is spliced from 3 exons. Lineage: Eukaryota; Metazoa; Arthropoda; Insecta; Hymenoptera; Eulophidae.